CCAAUCAACGCCAAACGAGCUGCGCCUUGUUCACCAAAGCCUCGUCAACAUCGAAAGAAGGCAGAUCACCCUAGCAGUACCGAUGCCCUCAUGAUUCUUGCCACAGUCAGCAAGGAAAAGUUGGCUGCUAAGGAGUCCGAUCGUCAGGAAGCUAUUAGGACUAGGGAAGAACGUCAAGCUAAAAUCGAUAUGAUGAAUUAUGAACGGGAUAUUCAACUUGAGAAGAUGCGAAAUGAAAGAAAAGCUGAAGCAGAGGCCAAUGCACUGGAGCGCCUUCGAUUUAACGAAAGUCGCAUUCAGGCAAAGGUGGAGAAGUAUCCAAACCAAGUUAAGGCGAUGGAGACGUUUCGAUCAGAAGUAAAAGACAAUAUCUCACACGGAGCUGACAAAAUGAGAGCAGCUAUCAUUUUAAACGUUGAGGAAAAAGCUUUUUUCUUCAACCAACUACCUGAUGAUAUGAGAUGGGAAUGGCUCAAGAGUGAAAUUGCUAGCAGUUAGAUUUAUAAAUUUGUACCUAGGAUAAUUUGUGGUCUAGUAUAAUGAAUAUCAAAGUAUGUUUCAUGAAAUCAAAAACAUUAAAAUACUAUUUGAUCUAUUUGAAUCC
This is a messenger RNA of Melampsora larici-populina 98AG31, 604 nucleotides long. RefSeq lists its product as uncharacterized. The record is from RefSeq and is a predicted model, not a curated record. The transcript has a single exon. NCBI's taxonomy places the organism in Eukaryota, Fungi, Basidiomycota, Pucciniomycetes, Pucciniales, Melampsoraceae. The coding region runs from base 91 to 498 and encodes 135 amino acids.